GCUUGCUUCAGUCCCUGCAGACAUCUGUGAAGAUUAAACCAAGACUCUUUCUCUACUAUUACUUCUGUAGCUAUCUCCCUCCCUGCCUGGAACUCUCUCCCCCCACCAGUCACUACCACUCAAAUCUCAAAAGCCGGGAGGAUAUUACAUUGAGGCUGAUCCAUUUGUUUGCCUGCAGCUAAGUGCAGUUCAGGAAGACACAGCCAGCACAAGGGAUGUUUCUAGACAAAUGUGAAGAUUUGUGUGACUUGAGGGAAGACGGCAGCACCCCAACACCUGGCACUCCAGAAGGGGAGGAUAAUGAGCUACCUAAAAAGAAACACCGCAGGAACCGAACAACUUUCACAACCUAUCAGCUUCAUGAAUUAGAGCGUGCCUUUGAGCGCUCACACUAUCCUGAUGUGUACAGUCGAGAGGAGCUGGCUAUGAAGGUUAGCCUGCCAGAAGUUAGAGUCCAGGUUUGGUUCCAGAACAGGCGAGCAAAAUGGAGGCGGCAAGAGAAACUGGAGACUUCCUCUAGCAAGCUACAUGAUUCCCCACUAUUAUCAUUCUCACGAUCCCCAAUGGCUACAGGUGUGGGGCCUUUGAGCAACACUUUACCACUGGAACCAUGGCUCACCUCACCAAUCCCAGGGACUACUACUGUUCACAGUAUGCCAGCUUUCAUGGCUCCAUCCCAGGCCCUUCAGCCCACUUACCAAAGUCACACAUUUUUGAACAGUGGCCCUCCAAUGACCCCUAUCCAACCUCUCAGCGGUGCUCCUUAUCAGUGCAUGGGGGGAUUCAUGGACAAAUUUCCCUUAGAGGAAAUGGACCAAAGAAGUUCAAGCAUUGCUGCACUGAGAAUGAAGGCAAAGGAGCACAUCCAGACCAUAGAUAAGACAUGGCAGCCUAUCUGAUCAAAACACCCGUUACACUUUUUGACUUUAAGCCUGGCAAUUCUUAGACCUGGAUUUAUUCAAGCCAAAGAAGUCACAUGGAAUAUGCUAUAGAACUUAAAUAAAGGGACCUGUUUACUUGUAGGUGGGACAAAUGUGACUAAUACAUUGUUGUAAGGAUGAUUAUUGAAAACAGACUUGCGUAUUAGAAGCUGAUGUCUCUGUGUUAGUUUUAUUUCAUUGGGUCUGGUGUUGGCCAGUCAGUACUCCAUUUAACGAGAAAAUAAAUAAAAACACAGCAGAAGAU
This is a messenger RNA of Xenopus tropicalis (tropical clawed frog), 1185 nucleotides long. It is a transcript of the gene rax2, whose product is annotated as retina and anterior neural fold homeobox 2. The transcript has 3 exons. Gene Ontology annotation, cellular component: nucleus. The coding region runs from base 216 to 899 and encodes 227 amino acids. Gene Ontology annotation, molecular function: DNA-binding transcription factor activity, RNA polymerase II-specific; DNA binding. Lineage: Eukaryota; Metazoa; Chordata; Amphibia; Anura; Pipidae. The record is from RefSeq and is a predicted model, not a curated record. Gene Ontology annotation, biological process: regulation of DNA-templated transcription; positive regulation of transcription by RNA polymerase II.